Messenger RNA from Dendrobium catenatum, 1328 nucleotides. RefSeq lists its product as uncharacterized. Bases 1 to 885 code for a protein of 294 amino acids. The transcript has 2 exons. Gene Ontology annotation, molecular function: protein binding. The record is from RefSeq and is a predicted model, not a curated record. NCBI's taxonomy places the organism in Eukaryota, Viridiplantae, Streptophyta, Magnoliopsida, Asparagales, Orchidaceae.
AUGGUAAUUGGCCUUUAUCCAUUUGCCCCGCUAUCAGUACCGCGGACCCAGUUGCCAGUUGCCACCAUCGUCCGAGCAGAACUCCUCGCAAACCCCUGCUCCCUGGAAAUCUCUGCGCAUGAAAAGGAGAAAAAAAUGCGAUAUUUGGCGCGUUCUCUCCCAUGCCUACCGACUCCCUUCUCGAAACUCCCCUCCCUUUUCCUCCACACCACCAGCACCUUCUCCACUGCCCCAUCCCCUUCUCCCCCUCCCGAAUCCACUACUAUCCUCUCCGAUCACGAACUUUCUGAAGUUCGCCAGCUCCUUCCCGCUCUCUGCGACGCCGGCCACCCCCUCGAUGCCGUUCGCCUCCUCGCCGCUGCUCUCCUCGCCGACCCUCCACUCUCCUCCCUUCCUCUCGCGGACCUCGCAGACCGCCUCACCUCCUUCCCGGACAUGUCCGCCUCCAUCGCACUUCUCACCACCCUCCGCUUCCACCCACGCCAGCCUUGUCCUCUCCCAUUCUGCUCCCUCAUUAUCUCGUCCUACUUCCGCCGCCGCCGCCUUCGGGAGGCCGCAAAGGUCUUUGCCUGGCUUUGUCGGAUCGAUUCCCCGUGCAGACCUGAUAUGGAGAUUUAUCGAAUAGCUGUUCGGGGGUUUUGUGAGGGAGGAAGGGCGCUUGAGGCGGUUAGGGUCGUGAAAGAGAUGGUAAGGGAUGGGAUGUUGCCCACGGAGGAGAUUAGGAUUUUGCUUUGUCUGGUACUGUUGAGGGAGGCGAGGGUUCAGGAGGGGUUGGAUUUUGAUGAUGCGGUAAGGAAGGCUGGGGAGGGAGACCGCGGUGAUGGAGAUGGGAUUGCUGGGGUCACGGAACUGCUUGAUCGGAUUAUUAAGGAUUGGGAGGAGUAGUGCCUGGUUAAGGGAUGUGAGCAUCAUGCAUGUGCCAUCAAUUGCCUUGAGACUAUGUUAGACCGGUCAUUAGAUCGGCCCAGCCAGUCCGCAUUGGACCAGCCCGCUUCUAAGCUACGCGGAACAAAGCCUGCCACCCAUCCCUGCCGCUCGAACCGCAGGAGCCACUAGAGCUAUUUAGGAAGGAUUUUUGAGUGAAAUUUUAAAGUAUGUGCUGUUUAGAGAUUUCCUUUUGAAAUUUAUGUAUUAAGUAUUAUGUUUUGCUAGGGUUAGGACAUCUUGAAUUUGAUUAAAAUUUGAGAUCUCUCUUAGGUUUUGGGUUCUAGCAGCGUCCAGAGAUUUGGAGGAGCCGGAUCUUACUCUCCAAUUAAAGAUCCACUUAUAUCUUGUAUUUUCUUUCAUAAAACUUUUAAUAAAGAGUGUUCUUGUGUAUUUUAUUCCUA